Molecule: messenger RNA, 1415 nt
Organism: Emiliania huxleyi CCMP1516
Lineage: Eukaryota; Haptophyta; Isochrysidales; Noelaerhabdaceae
Exons: 1
Coding region: 40-1296 (418 amino acids)
Source: RefSeq, a predicted model, not a curated record
GACGACUCGUCACGCACAGCCACCUCCUUCCGCCCAAGCAUGCUCUCGAUCAUCGCCACGUACUCCGCCCCGGUCCCGCUCCACGGACGCGAGCUCACCGCCGGGUGGCAAGCCUACAUGAACCAGGGCCUUCAGACGGGCGCCGCCUACGCCGGCACCGGCGCUUCGGGCGAGGGCUCCUUUGACGACCUCAACGCUCAGACCGCGGACGCCUUCAGCGCGCUCAACCACCAGGGCGAGCCCGCCGCCGCCGCCGCCUCGCCGUCCGCCGCCUCAGCGUCCACCGCCGCCUCGCCGGCCUCCACCAUCGGGACCGACGUCACCUCUGCCGUCGCCACGCCGAUCGUCUCCUCGACCGACGCCUUCACCGCCGGCAUCAUCUCGGUCGUCGACUCGCUCACCGCGGCGCUCGGCUCGCCCGCCGCCUCGAGCGCCGCGCCCGCCUCCGCCGCCGCGCCCGCCUCGCCCUCCUCGUCCGGCGCCGCCUCGGCUCCCCACUUUGCGGGCUGGCAGGCGUACAUGAACCAGGGCAUCGCCACCGGCCUCCAGUACGCCAACGCGGGCGCCGGAGUCGCCGCCGGCACCACCGACCCGGCGACGGGCUUCAACGACCUCAAUGCCGCGACGGCCGACAGCUUCGACGCCCUCAACCACGGCGCGCCGCUCGCCGAGCAGGACGGCGGGGAGCGGCGCAAGCUCGCCGCCGCCGCGCCGGAGGAGAAGGUGUGGACGGGCGCGUGGAGCGACCACCACGCGGAGGCGGGCGGCAAGGAGACCACCUCGCCGCUCGGCGCCGCCAACGUCGGCACCUCCUCCCUCGAGCACGCCGCCACGACCGGCUUCGCGCACGGCGCGUCCCACGUCAUCGGCGCCAACACCCACGGCGCGACCGACGACCACGCCGCCAACUCGGACAUCCUCUCGACCGACAAGUACCUGGGCACGCCGGGGCACCAGAACGACUGGACGCAGUACCUGCCGGUCGUGCCCGGCAACAACGACGGCGGCUACCUCGGCGGCGAGGUUGUGCAGGACGAGUCGCAGGUGUCGGGCUACGUCGGCGGCUCCUACUACCCGUACCCCGCCGCCCCCGCCGAGUACGCCACCGUCGGGCCGAUCUACGCGGGCAAGUACACCGCGGCGGGCCUCGAGACGGUCGCGGGCUGGGCCACGGGCGCCGACUUCAACGAGGAGGGCAUGCCGGAGGGGACGGCGAACCGGUUCCUCGAGCUCGACACGCAGCUGCUGGACGACUUUGACAAGCUGAACCGCGGCGGCUCGGUGCUCGGCCGCUGACCUGAGCCGGGGUGCUACCAUCGAUGUGUGUACUACUCUAGGGAGCGGUCUAGUCCCGUGGUGGGUGCUCGAUUCCUUUGUGUACAACGAACUAUAAACACAUGACGCACCUCAAACGC